GCGAGAGUGACGUAUGAACAGCCGAAACGAAAACGAAAGAAAAGCCUCUUGUGCCGUUGUUAUCUUCUAUCAUAUCUGAAGAAUGGAGACAAACGGCCAAGCAAAUGGGCUUAAAUCUAAAAAAAAAGACAAUGGCGACGGGAAGGACAAUUUGUGGUCCGCUAUUUUAGAGGAAGUACAGAAUCAGGGAAACACGAAGUUGCCUUCCAACAAGAAUGUGCUGGUAUUGGGUGACAAUGAGACUGGCAAAACCACACUUGUAGCCAAGUUGCAAGGUGUGGAAGACCCAAAGAAGGGAUCUGCACUUGAAUAUGCUUAUAUAGAUGUUAGAGAUGAGUACCGUGAUGAUCACACAAGACUUAGUGUAUGGGUCCUAGAUGGGGAUCCAGGGCACACAAAUCUGCUCAAGUUUGCACUGAGCGAAGAAACAUUCCCACACACACUGGUCAUCCUGACUGUGGCCAUGACCACACCCUGGGGUGUACUAGACCAGCUACAGAGCUGGGCCUCAGUGCUCGGUGACCAUAUAGAUAAAUUGGAUCUCACACCUGAACAAAGGUUACAAAGUAAAAAGCAGCAAGUUCAGAAAUGGCAGAGGUAUACGGAGCCCGGCGACGAGUUGGAGCCGACGGCUUCGUCGCCGAUGAAACGCUCGUCGCGGAACCUGUCAGACGAACUGGACGACGACGACGAGGACAACCCGCUACCGGAAGCCGUACUUACCACGAAUUUAGGCCUUGAUAUUGUCGUUGUUGCUACAAAGACUGACUACAUGACAACGUUAGAAAAGGAGCACGAUUACCGCGACGAGCACUUCGACUUCAUGCAGCAGUGGAUCCGGCGGUUCUGCCUGCAGUACGGCGCCGCGUUGUUCUACACCAGCGCCAAAGAGGACAAGAACUGCGACCUGCUAUACAAGUAUCUCACGCACCGGAUAUACGGCCUACCAUUCAGGACGCCCGCACUCAUCGUUGAAAAGGACGCCGUUUUGAUACCGGCUGGUUGGGAUAGUAUGAAGAAAAUUAGUAUAUUAUAUGAAAACAUGCAGACGUGCAAACCGGACGAUUACUAUAGAGAUGUCAUAGUACAACCCGCUACACGAAAGAGCGGUGGUCUCAGGGAAGCGGAGGUGACCGCUGAAGACGAACAGGCAUUCCUGCAGCGACAACUGGCCGCGUUACAAGCAGGCACGCCCGCACCCAGAGCUGAUUCGCCCCUAAGGACGACCCAGAGAACCACUGCGCAGCUUGACGGCGCGAAGAUAGGCAUGAACCCCGGCACGCCUGGCAACGAGGGCGUGCUGGCCAACUUCUUCAACUCUCUAUUGUACAAGAACAAGCCCGGCUCGCCCGGAACGCGCGCGCCCGACGCGUCGCCGGCGGCGGCGGCCGCGCGGUCAGACGCAGCCGCAGAGCUCGACCGGCUCACGCGGGCCAAGCGAGCACCGCCGCCCAUCGACCUCAACACGUCCGAGUGCUAGCGCCGAGGAACUCAUGCUAGGUAUAUUAGUUUAUCGGGCGCUCAGGAUAUCGCCCGGCACGUGGAAGUGAAGCGGAGCUCGUCCGAAGGCUUCCACACCAUAUGAUACAUUGCUGGCUUGUACUUUGUGUUGUCACGCCAUACUCCACGGCCACGCGGCAACGGAACCCGUAUUAUUUAUUCCGAACGCUUGUAUUAUCGCGAAACCUUUGAGAUUUCUACCAUUUAAUAGUCGGCAAGUCGGCAGAGAGUUACAUCGAUCAAGAUUGGUCGAGCGCAGUAUACUGUAUUUAGCGAGUAAUUGGUAACAAAACAGCCAAGAUUGAUCAAGUGAUGUAUCGUGAAUGGUCGAUGAUCCGUCAGCAAAGCCAUCUGUUGACAAAAUAUAUCGUUAGUUUUAAAAAUAUUCCGAAUGUCUGUGUCGUUACGGAAAGAGAUUGGUAGUAUCGUUUGCAUGUCGAUCACGGAUGGUUGAGCGCUGUAUUGUGAUUGGUCGGUUACAGAUUUAGACAACAACGCCAUCUGUUGGAAAAUCGUAAGUUUUAUAAAUUUCCAGCCGCUGUAUUACGAAACUUUGAUGCGAUAAACUCUUUGGGACCCUUAUUAUUAGGUUGCCUCGCAAUUGUUUCGAGUAUAGAAAAAAUAAUCGAAUGCCUUUUGUUUUAAAACUAGAGUUCAUUUCCAUACUAUUUUAUUCUGGCGAUAUUCUUAAACCACAUGCAGAGUCGUCUAAUAAUGAACUCAGCCCUUCAACUCAAAUACAUUCUAAUCGUAGCACACUCAAUAAUUCCUGACGUAAAAUUCUCAGUCCUCGUAUGAAGAGGUGUCAAAAUAUAUCAAACGUCUACAUGCAAUAGAAAUGUAUAGAAGUGCUAAAACUCUUUUAAAGCAGUUUUAGCAAGAGAAGUAUAAAAACCAAUAAUAACAAUCAAAAUGCAAUAAUCGCGGGUUUCUUAAUACAGGACAGGGUUAGGACAGUAAGGCUAAAAGCAGUGAUGUACUUUAUAUAAAGGUUUAAUGUAUUGUAAUAUUAAGGAGAAAAAGGAGAAGACAUUUUUUACAUAACUUAUUAAAAAUAAUUAAUGUUUACAGUACUACCGUUUUUAUGAGUCACAUAGACAAUUAUCCUUGCCGCAGAAAAUUGUUUGGAUUGUUAGCACCAAUUAAAUACAGACUGUUGUAACGUUUAGAUUUUGCUAUACAUCAACUACUUAAACAGACUCAUCAUAAUAUAUAAUAACGUAGUUGCAACAACAUAUAAUGAUUGUGCGUUAUGAUUGGCCAAACUAUGUUCGCUACUACCGAAAAAAAAAACAAGUUCGCAUAUCAUCAUUGUUGCUUAUGAAGCGGUAAUACUGUAACUAUGUUUGUUUUAGUCUGUGGCAGCCUUAUUUGUGAAGAAUUCCUCUAAGUAUAGUUAUAAUGCACACCCCAGUCAGCCUAGCUGCAGAAUUCCAGUUGCCUUUCUAAUUCCUGGUCGAACUAGUGGACAACCCAGCCCAAGAGAUACUCAAUGUAUGUUAUUUUUUAUCUCACGGAGAAGUAGUUCAGCCACGUUAGAAGUGCAGUGUAUCCACAAGCGUAUAUGUGUGUAAACCUUAGUAGUCAUCAUGAAAAUAGAUUCGGAGCAAGUUCUAAUUGAGCAAACAAUAUGCUUUACCAUAUACGACAGGCUUGGUUUAAACUGUCUCCGUGAGCUAGAUUUAUUAAAAAAAGUACUAGACAACUUUUUACUCUGCAGCUAGUCUUGGUGGACUACAGUAGCCUAGAGUAAGUUUUAAGUUAACGUUACACAAGCGUUACGUAUUUCUGACAUAUUUGUAUGGGAUUGUCAAAUCGAGGCGUAACGUUUCUUAACUCAAAACUUACACUGGCCACAGAUUCAUGAAACGAAAUCGAGAGUUGUAAUAAUUUCCUAUUCAGUAAUAUUUUUUUACUAGAAAUAAUAAUAAUAUGUUUUAUGAUAUUAAGUAUUUAUUUAGUUAGCUUAUGUUUGAAUAUUUCGAUAAUAAAAUAAUCGACGUAGUAAAUCCCUAUGAAUCUUCGUGAGAUUAGCGAGUUUUUUUUAAAUGUAGAACUGAUUCAGUAGCGUUGAAAUAAAAUUUAAAAUAAAGUAUCCUUAAAAUAGGGUUACCAUGUUGAAGUUUAAGAUUUUAGGACUUGUUCGAUACAAUUGAUUUCUUCGUAUUUCUCUUGUGAUCAGAUAUGUAAAUGAAAAAUAAUAAAGAAUGAAGUAUUUGGACAUAUGAAAAUUCCUGUACAACUUUUUUUCUUAAGUUUCUACAGUCUCAUAUGAUUGAUUAAAAUGUUUCAGUUCUAUUUAAAUUGGUAAUAGCGAAAAUUGUGAUCUUCUAUAAAGACUGUUGGGUCAAAUGGGGAUAUUAUGCACAAUAAAGUCUAUAUUUGUACAAAUAUUUUGUAACGAUUAAAUACACUAACUAGUAAAGUUACUAAUAAAAGAGAUGAGUUUACCUGCUUGAUUUUUUUAAAGAAUUAAAUUAAAAUCGUAUAUGGUUGAUUUAAAAUUACUUUUUAUUUUUUCAAUGUAAUACAAAGACGUUUCAUAAAAUGAUAUGUUAUUAUAAUUACUUUGAAGUUACCAUAUUAAUGUUCAACUUCAAAGUGUGAGGUCAAUGUUUAGAUAUCACAUGUUUCUAAACAUGACUCAAACAAACAUAUUUCCAUUCUGUAUAACAUCAAACCUCAUAAACCAGUGGUAAAUUUAUAUUAUCAUUUAUAUUAUUUUUUUAUAUGGCAGGUAACACGAUAAACAAAAAAAUCAUACAUUCGUUGCUCAUUUUAAUAUUAUUAUCAUAGUCAAAAAUUAAAACUCAUUAAAUGUAAGGACACUAUCCACUAACGCAUAUCGAAAAUCAAUUGGAAUAGAUAUUGGAAAUCUUCACAUUACUUUUUAUUUGCAUAGAUGAUAUUCCUUAUAGUUUUAGUGGACAGCAGGCCUUAAUCUUAGAAUUGUAAUGGUGACCUUUUUGUGUUGUGUAUAUCAAAAUUUAUUUAUUUCAAAUACAUUAAUCCCUUUUGUUCACAGUAUAUUCUUUGUUUUACCCAUACUCUGUGAGGUGAUGUAAUUAUUAUGUAUAGACGUAUUUUUUUAACAUUGGAUUAUGUUCACAUUUGGUGCAAUACAGAACAUUCCAAACCUGGUUUGGUGCUUAUUAUUAUAGUAAAAUUAUCGAAUAAUAACAUGAAGUUUCAUUUUAUUCUUGCCCAACGCUCACUCAAACAAUAUGUGAUUUUCAGGCACUAAAGGUCACUAUUAAGUAAUUCAAAUACCUAAUACCUAAUUUUAAUUAAUUAAAUUAAUUUGGAGUACUUAACAUUUAUUUCAUUAGAUAUUUGUCGACACUAAACUUUAAUAUAAUACAUACUAUCCACAAAAAGCCGUUUAGAGCCCAGAAUUUCGUCCUUAAAUAAAGUUAACAGUAAUAUUCAUUGGCAUUAAUUAAAAUAUUUAGCUGCCAACUUUUGAAGAUUAUUUUUUUUCGGAUUUAUAAUAUCGUAGAUAGAUAAAUAUUCUUCAUUAAUAAAUUUAUCUAAUUUAUGAAAAAAAUAUCUUAAAUCCCAAAAUCACAAAACGUGUGGCAGUCCUAGAUUUUACAGACCAAUAUCUGAUAUUAUAUUUUAGUAUACAGAUAUUUCCAUUUCAAUUUACAGUUUACUAUCGACGGGUCUAGCAGAAACUUGGUUAUCAGUUCGAUGACGCAAAAUUCUUUAUUUUAAAUUACUACUCGCAGAAACGAUUUAUUUUUGUAGUGAGGUGUUAGGUGGCUAUAGUGCAUAUAUUAUAUUAUAUAACUUCUCCAAUCAACCUUGAUACAAUUGUAACAAAAUAACUAUAUAUAAUUAAAGUUUUAAUUGAAGUUACGUAAAUAAAUAUUUAUAGGUAUUUUGUCUAAUAAUUUAAUAAAUUUAUGUUUCAGUAAGUGUUCAGUAUAUCAUUAUAAUUCAGCAGCGGAACAUUUAUUUGCCGCCAAAAUUUUCAUCUAUCACCCAUACAUUAUAUAUUUGACAACAUUGUUGCCAAUUUACGAGUAUCAAGCAACCGACGUAAAUUAAGCUUAUCCGGCGGGACUAAAAGUAAUGCCAUUUCUUGCAAAAUAUUAUCUAUUGAAAAGAAUGGCUUGAAUUUAUAUACUGUCAUUUACUAGAAUGUAAGUGUCAAUAAAAUUGUCAAUAGGUAACAUAUUUUUGCUCAUUUAGGUUUUUACUCAUAACACUAGUCAAAACAUCAUUUCGAUUUAUGCAUAGAUAUUUCAUAUUAAAUACGACUAUUUACUGUGAUACGAUUUUAUAGAACAAAAGUAGUAUACCUAUCUUAAUUUGCACUGUUAGAUGAAUUAGCCACUUAUCAUCCUCAAAUUACGAAUAGCAAAAAAUAUUUAUAUUGUUGUGUAAGUUUCGUUCGUAAAGUAUUUAUUACUCAAUUUAUUUCAUAUAAAACUUACGAACCUUUAAUAGUGGUAAAUAUGUAGAUAAGUAAGUCUGGAGACGCAUUGCGUAGCUAUAUUGCAAUAAUCCUUCUAUGCUCAUAAUAUUGCUCUAAUAACACCCAAACAAAAGGUAACCUAAUUUAAAGUUGGUUACGUUUUGUUAUAUCACGGUUACAGAUUGCGAUAUUAAUUAUUCUAUUACAUUAAACUUAAUUGACUAGUUGACAAUCAUUUUUUCCUAAGCCGUAAUGGGUAAAUUGAAAAAUAUUGGAAUAUUGUUUGUUUUUAAAUACGAAUUGCUUGUUGUAAUCAAUUUUGUUUAAGUACUUAGUUGAAAUUAUUACUUAAAAAAUUAACGAUGCAAUAUUUAAGAAAUACAUUUCAAUGUUUUUCAUGACGUGUUUAUUAUUACCGAAAAAAUAUAGUGAUUUAAUGUUAGAUUCUGGUUCAUUAGUUAUUACGAUUUUAAUAGUUUAGAUAUUUAUAGCCAUCCUUACUUGGUUGUAUAAUCGUCAAAUGGAAAUUAAUGUGGAUUAUUACUAUUUCUGUUAGAAUUUUUAACCAAAGGAAACUAAAUUUUAAUUUCUAAAGAUAUUGCCACGAUUGGUAUUGUUGGUAUCUUUUUGUUAUCUACCUUACCAAUGCUGAUAUGGAUGGCUUGAAUUUAAAUUCUGCCAAUUUUUAGGGCUCAAAACUUAAUACCUAUUAACUAAAUAGAUUUACUUUAGUUAAACAUUUAUGUACACCAGAACUAGUACAAUAAUUUUAUUACCAAGCCUUAAAUAUAAAUUUAUCGUAAUAUAAAUUACUUUGCAUACAGAAAAAUAUUAAAUUGUUUGUAAUCAGUGUAAAAUUAUAAAAUGCUAUGUGCAAGAUGGAAUAUAUUUAAUAGAUUCCAAUAAGUCGCCAAGUUAAGUUUGGUUGGUCUAUACCGAUAUUACAAUUUUAUAGCUUAGUUUAAUAACCACAGAAUAUAGUUAAUAUUUCAAUAAUAAUUAUACUUAUAAUUGCUAACAGCAAAUGCUUAAUAAACACUUGAUAAAAGUGUAAAUGGGAAUGUUAGUGGCUCUUCAAAUAAUUAUAUAUAGACGCGGCCGUGCAGGGCUUGGAAGUCUCUGAAUAAUUGCCGUAGCUGCUAAUCUAUUAUGAUUGCCGUAACUAAAUAAUGAAUUCGUAAUUCUUGUUAUCAGACAACAGUACUAAACGAAUGUACAAUUUCAAUUAUUUUCAUCAGCACUGUUGAUGUUUUUAAUAGAAAUAACGUAAAUUACAAGUUAUUAUAACACACACACUCAACUUUGUAUGUGAAUACAGAGAUAAAGCAGUGGUACACACGAAUAAUUCAUAACCUAUAGUUACUAUUUUUAGCUUAUUGGCGACUAUUGUACAAGUUAUAAUUAUUAUUAUCAAAUCUUUUAAAUAAAUAAAUUAGCACGGAAUAUG
This is a messenger RNA of Pararge aegeria (speckled wood butterfly), 7370 nucleotides long. RefSeq names its product cytoplasmic dynein 1 light intermediate chain 2 (gene Dlic). Gene Ontology annotation, molecular function: dynein heavy chain binding. Gene Ontology annotation, biological process: microtubule cytoskeleton organization; microtubule-based movement. Gene Ontology annotation, cellular component: centrosome; cytoplasmic dynein complex. The transcript is spliced from 9 exons. Lineage: Eukaryota; Metazoa; Arthropoda; Insecta; Lepidoptera; Nymphalidae. The coding region runs from base 83 to 1480 and encodes 465 amino acids. The record is from RefSeq and is a predicted model, not a curated record.